AUGGGGGACGCCGGAACUGGUCUUGAUGGUCCCGUGCCACUCUGGAUUGAUGGGGCAGAAGUUGUUACUUCGACUACUUUUGACGUCGAAUGUCCGACCGACGGAAAGAAACUAUGGACUUCGUCUUCCACUUCCGUGAAAGAGGCUCAAUUGGCCGUGGACGCGGCUCGGAAAGCCUUCACGACCUGGCGAAGAACUAAACCGGCCAAGAUCCAGAGCAUCCUGCUCAAAGCCGCGGAAAUCAUGGAGGCUAGAAGAGAGGAAUUGAGCAAGUACAUGAUGCUGGAGACUGGUGCUCUGGAGGGGUUCACGAAUUUCAAUAUCCAGACCACAGUGGACAAUCUCCGGGAUGUGGCGGGUCGAAGUGCGGAUAUCCAUGGUAUCAUACCUCCGACCAAGGAGCCUGGACAGGGAGCAUUUGUGUUCAAGGAGCCGUUUGGGGUGAUAUUGGGGAUCGCGCCGUGGAAUGCGCCUUACAUUCUCGGUACGAGAAGUUUCCUCUACGCUAUCGCCGCAGGGAACACGGCUGUCGUCAAGGGCAGUGAGCUUUCCCCGAGAGUCUACUGGGCUCUGGGGUCGGUGUUGAAAGAAGCUGGUUUACCGGAUGGAGUUCUGAAUGUGCUUUACCACCGGCCGAGUGAUGCGGCGGAUGUGACGAAUGCUCUGAUCGAGAAUCCUGCCAUAAGGAAGGUGAAUUUCACAGGUUCGACUGCGGUGGGAAGCAUCCUCGCUGCAAAAGCCGGGAAAGAACUGAAACCUUGCUUGAUGGAGUUGGGAGGGAAAGCCUCCGCUAUCGUCUGUGAGGAUGCGAAUAUCAAACAGGCAGCUUUCCAGGUCGCUCUGGGAUCGUUCCUGCACGCUGGACAGAUCUGUAUGGCGACGGAGAGGGUUCUGGUCAACAAGAACAUCAUCCAGCAAUUCGGCGAAGAAUUGAAGGCCGCCACCGAAGCAGUCUAUUCUCCCAACAACGAUGCUCCGGUCCUUGUAGCGAAAGCUACAGUCGAGAAGAACCAGAGAUUACAUUCGGAUGCCCUCCAAAAAGGAGCACGAAUCAUCUACGGGGAUACUGCUUCUGCUUCCCCUGACACCUAUCGCAUCCGACCUGUCAUCAUCUCCGACGUCACGAAGGAUAUGGAAAUCUUCUACACCGAAUCCUUUGGACCUACCGUCUCUCUGAUCCCCGUGGAGAGUGAUGAAGAGGCCAUCGAUCUGGCAAAUGAUACCGAAUACGGACUCUCCGGAGCAAUCUUCACCGAGUCGUUGGGCAGGGGAUUGAAGAUCGCGAGGGCGAUUGAGGCUGGAGCGGUUCAUAUCAAUUCGAUGAGUGUGCAUGACGAGAGCGGAUUGCCGCAUGGCGGCUAUAAGAAGUCGGGAUGGGGAAGGUUCAAUGCCAAAUGGGGGAUUGAGGAGUUUCUGCAACUCAAGACUGUGACGUAUCAGGAGGGUUGA
Molecule: messenger RNA, 1449 nt
Organism: Lecanosticta acicola
Lineage: Eukaryota; Fungi; Ascomycota; Dothideomycetes; Mycosphaerellales; Mycosphaerellaceae
Source: the annotation of a GenBank genome assembly